ACUACAAGAGCUGCUCGUGGACUAAGCAUUUGAAUUUGAACACAAUGUUCAGAAUGCUUCAGGUGGCAUUCUUUGUUUUAGUAAUCAGUGUCUUAGCUGACCAGGGCUAUCAUUGCAUGGAAAUCAUCGGUGGUCGCGAUGUUAAACCUCAUUCAAGACCUUAUAUGGUGUCCAUCCAGGCUGACAACAAACAUGUAUGUGGAGGAACUUUGAUCCAAGCAAAAUGGGUGAUGACUGCAGCAAACUGUCAACAGUCGAUCAAGGACACGAAAGCCACAGUGGUUCUUGGAGCUCAAUCACUCCAAAAGAAAGAUAAGGCUGAACAAAAAAUUUUGGUUAAAAAGCAUUUCAUACACCCUGAAUUCAAGAAUAAAAUAGACAAUGACAUCAUGCUCCUAGAGUUAGCACAAGGUGCAAAUAUUAAGAAGAAGGAAAUAGAAAUCCUGAACCUGCCAACUUCCGCAAAAGACCUUAAAUCUGGAGUAAAAUGCACCAUCAUUGGAUGGGGACAAACCAGUCCCAGCGAUAAAACACUGUCUGACACCUUGAAAGAGGCACCUGUAUCUGUGAUUGACCGGAAAGCCUGUAAUAGUAAAAAAUAUUACAAUAGGAACCCAGUUAUAACAGACAACAUGAUUUGUGCAGGCGAUAAAAAGGGCAAAAAAGAUUCCUGCCUGGGUGACGCAGGAGGCCCAUUAAUGUGCAAAACAAAGACCCUGAGUCGGAAGGAGGUAAUUGUUGGAAUUUCUUCAGCUGGGAAGGAUUGUGCGAUUGCCAGACACCCUGGCAUUUAUACCCGGCUAACAGACAAAUAUUUAACCUGGAUCAAGAAAACAACUGGUGUUGUAAAUUUUAAUGAAACAAGUGAACAAAUCUAAUGGAAAGUUACUGCAUUUUUGUUUGUCGCUAUUUAGAUUGCAAUUUGCUUGUACUUGGAUCAAUCAAUGGGAACCUGACACAUGAAAUAUAUGUUACUGAAAUUGUUUGGUCACUUGAAAUUUUAAAGAAACCCAUGUUUAUUUUUAGUCAUACAUGUAAAAGGCUACUCAAUAUCCUCAGAUUUAAUGGUGGCUUGUGUUUUUGAAAGUCCUGGUUGCAUAAAUUUACUGUUCAUUUUUUCGAGCUGAUUUUAUAAUUAUCUCUCUCCUACACAACUGUUGUUAUGUCAAUAUUAUUUUCAUUCAGUCCGGCUUGUGGACAAGUCAUUGGACAUUUUUGAUUUUAUUUCCGCUGGUGAUGUCCCUCAGAUGUGUUAUCAGCAAUGUGGCUUCAUCAGCUAUUGUUGACAAAGAGACAGAAAUGCUGUAAAGUUUUAAUUAACAGCAGCCAACACAAACUGCUGUAAACGCAUGUCAAACCCCAUCACUCCUGAUUGUGCAGCUGGUUAGAGAUGUGAGUGGUCAUGAAAAGGCAAAUCGUGCCUGAUUCUUGCUCACAGAACAAUAAAUGGUUGCACGUUGGCGAUUGAAUGGGUUUCAUGUUUAUGCUACUUUUAAUGCAAAUUCAAUUUUUGUGUAGCUUUGGAAACUUUUCUUAUCAAUUUAAAAACAUUUAAAUGUGGGCUUGUGGAAACUUGCCUGAUACACAGUGUGAAAAUUGACAGUGAUGAUAGAAACCUGUGUAUAUUUCUUUUGUUUAUUUGCCAAUUCACAUGCUCAUGUUAUUUGGAACAUACUUUAAAUUGUUACAAUAUCUUUUUUACCGAAAAGUAACAAUGCUGUUUGAAAUGGUUUAAUUGUAAUUUGCAGGAAAACUGAAAUUCAAUCCUUAAAAUUUUGCUUAUAAUGAGCUUUGAUGAUUAAUACGUAAUAACAUUUUAAAAAUAUGUUGAAUACUA
Molecule: messenger RNA, 1837 nt
Organism: Carcharodon carcharias (great white shark)
Lineage: Eukaryota; Metazoa; Chordata; Chondrichthyes; Lamniformes; Lamnidae
Product: granzyme K-like
Exons: 5
Coding region: 45-878 (277 amino acids)
Biological process (GO): proteolysis
Molecular function (GO): serine-type endopeptidase activity
Source: RefSeq, a predicted model, not a curated record